AAAUGUAAUGAAAACGUCAGACGGUGAUUCCAGCACCCUUAAAUUCUUAGCUUAGAAGUCAGAAACAUACAACGUCUUCCUUUCCUUCUUCAUCCCCUCAGAUCACUCCACCCAGACAAUUUUUAAGCAUUAGAGCCACUGAGACUUGAGUGUGCAAAGGUCCACUAAUUCACUAUUUCGACGUCUACAAGAAGAACCAAACAAUAUACGCACCCAUAACAUUCAUAGCAAGGGACCAUUUAGCUCAGACUAAAUCCGCGAUGUACAUUGCAGAAAGAUUUCUCUUUCAUGACUCGAAAUGGACAUUGCUCGCCAUCUUUGUAGCUUUUAUGUACCUAGCUCACCGAGCUUCCGCCCUUCGUAAAGGUCGCUUACCUCCGGGACCGCGUGGACUGCCUCUUUUUGGAAAUCUUUUCCAACUAAACAUCGAUGCUUGGCUCACUUUUGCAGAAUGGAAAGAGCAAUAUGGUCCUCUCGUUCAAAUAAAUGUUGCUGGACAAAGAAUUGUGAUCAUGAACACUCAUAAAGUCGCCUCUGAUUUGCUGGACCGCAGAGGUCCAAUCUAUAGCGACCGACCAAGAUUCAUUGUUGCUUCCGAAAUUCUAACGGGAGGACUACUGAUGCCCUUUGCCCAAUACAACGACGUUUGGCGUAGAAUGCGCCGUGCAGGUCAUGAAGGUUUAAAUAAAACAGUUUCGAGAGAUUUUUUUGGUCCACAAUACAGAGAAGCUGUAUUACUUGCCGAUGGAAUGCUCAAACACCCAGAACUCUGGAAUGAGGAAAUUCGGCGCGCGACAGCGUCAAUGAUUUGGGAUGUAAUUUAUGACAAGCCCCCCAUUACAGACGUGGAAGAUCCUGAGAUCACUCGGAUCAACGACUUCACCACUCGUCUCGUUCGUGCUGCUUUCCCAGGGGCUCAUUAUGUAGAAUUCUUCACGUGGAUGAAGUAUCUUCCGAGGUCUGUAGCCAGGUGGAAGCGGGAUGCAGAAGAGUGGUUCCGCAAGGACUCACAAUUCUUCGAAGGUCUUUUCCUUGAGGCUCAACACCACGUGGAAAAUGGGGAGGCACGACCGAGCUUUGCUACUAAUCUCAUUCGUGACAAAGAACGAUACGGCAUACCUGACAGAGAGUCGGCUUGGCUUGCAGCUACAUUAUAUGCUGCUGGAGCUGAAACAACUGCGGGAGUGCUCUCUUGGUUCAUGCUUGCCAUGAUAUUGUAUCCAGAUGUCCAGACGAAGGUUCAGGAAGAGCUGGAUGCUGUUGUCGGUCGGGAUCGCUUGCCCACAUUUGCCGACCAAGAAAGCCUUCCAUAUCUCCAAGCCACUGUUCGAGAAGCACUCAGAUGGCACCCUGUGGAUCCUGUUGGUGUACCACAUCAGUCUAACCAAGAUGAUUGGUAUGAGGGCUACUUUAUCCCCAAAGGUACUAUCUGCAUUGCUAAUGUCUGGUCACUGAACAGAGACAUUGGGGCUUAUAUCCAGGGACCAGAUGCUGCAGACUUCAAUCCGAGACGCUUCCUCGAUAAAAAUGGUCAAUUGAAACCUGCAUUGGCUGAUACAAAAGAAGGUGAGGGACAUGUCAGUUAUGGAUUUGGAAGGCGGCUCUGCAUAGGUCGACACGUCGCCAACAACUCUUUGUUCAUUGACAUCGCUUGUCUCCUCUGGGCGGUUAGCAUUGGUCCAGUUCAUGACUCUCAAGGGAAGGCUAUCAUGCCCGUCGAAUCAAAAAGCAUCAAUGAUGGAUUAGUUGUUCGCCCGAUUCCGUUUCGCUGUUCAAUCACUCCUCGAUUCCCAGAAGUCAAUACCAUUCUUGCUCAAAGCAAGGAUGUAGUUGGGAAUAAUUAAUCAGGAACACCAGCAGUUGAACUCGAAGAUCCACCGAAUAGUUCAAAAGUUAAACCGAACUCAAUAUUACCGAUUUACCAUUCACGUCCUUCAUAUUCCCAGUCCUUCCCAGUCCUGUUAUGUAUUGCAGACUAGUGAUACCAUGUUGAAUAGUUCUCCUUGAACAAGCUUUAAGAAAGUCGCGAGAAAUACUUACUCUGUACUUACUCUCAGGCUACUUACUUGACUGAAUGCAAUAUAUUUGGUUUAUUUCAAACU
Molecule: messenger RNA, 2102 nt
Organism: Lentinula edodes (shiitake mushroom)
Lineage: Eukaryota; Fungi; Basidiomycota; Agaricomycetes; Agaricales; Omphalotaceae
Product: cytochrome P450
Exons: 16
Coding region: 261-1844 (527 amino acids)
Molecular function (GO): heme binding; monooxygenase activity; oxidoreductase activity, acting on paired donors, with incorporation or reduction of molecular oxygen
Source: RefSeq, a predicted model, not a curated record